AUGGACAAAUGGAUGACAAAUGUGAGCUACGAUGAUAUGGAACUUGGGGAUGAUAUGGAGUUUUCAUCGGAUUCUGACCUGUCUGAAAUGUUUGGAGAAGCUGGAUACAAAGGUAGAAUUCCAAAUGAAUGUAAUAAAAAGCGCCGCCUACUGUCAAGUAGUUCGGAAUCUGAUUCUGAAAACAUUGAGGAAUUACCAGACAUCGAUCCGCGGCAAUUUCUUUGGAGCACACAAAAUUUGGCUGCAAAAGUUUUCGAUUUUGAUGAAAACCUACUAGGAAUUAAAGCAAAUAUUGACGAUAAAUCGUCAAUAUUAGAAAUCUUUCAGCUUUUCAUUUCGGAAAAUAUGGUUGAACAUAUUGUAAGAGAAAGCAAUGCUUAUUAUACCACGAAAACUAUAAGCAGUAAGCACUCACGAUUGUUGGCAUGGAAAAAUACAACAGUUACCGAAAUGUAUAGAUUCUUUGCUCUGUCGAUGUUAAUGUCAAGAGUAAAAAAAGUAUCAAUAGAAGAAUAUUGGUCAACCGACGAGUUAUUACGAACGGAAAGUUUUCCAAGAAUAAUGACAAAAGACAGGUAUAAAUCUCUAUUACAAAUGCUACAUUUUCAUGAUAACAAUGAAACAACAAAUCAAGACGUGCUAAUAAAAAUUCGGAGCAUCAUCGACAAACUGCGAAAUUCUUUUUCACGAGCAUUUUACCCAUACAAGUAUUUAUGCAUCGACGAAAGUUUGCUGCUUUUCAAAGGACGAUGUUUCUUCAAGCAGUAUAUACCUUCGAAACGAAGCAGAUCUGGCAUCAAGUCGUUUGUUAUUUGUGACUGUCAUACUGGAUAUAUUCAAGAUUUUAUUGUCUAUUGUGGAGCGCGCACGGAUAUAACUAACAAUAAUUUAGCAGAAAUUGGAAAAUCAGGAAAUAUUGUCAUGACGUUGAUGGAACCGUAUCUAAAUAAGGGUCAUGUUUUAGUUACCGAUAACUGGUAUUCAAGCCCGGCAUUAUUUUCUCUCUUACAUCACAAUAGGACACAUGCAUUUGGAACCGUGAAGAAAAAUAGACGUGGAAUGCCUAAUAUAUCCAAUAAAUUAUGCAAAGGCGAAGUUGCAUUUAAAUCUACGGAUAAACUAUUAGCACUAAAAUGGAUGGACAAAAGGGAAGUGCUAAUGUUAUCAAGUUAUCAUUCUGCUGAAUUUAUAGAAACAAAAAGAAAUGAUGUUAAAACGGGAAGACCAAUUCUAAAACCAACUGUCGUAGUGGACUAUAAUCGCGUUAUGGGAGCAGUCGAUAAAACGGAUAUGAUUUUGAAUUCCAUUAAUACUAUUCGUAAAACUCUAAAAUGGUAUAAGAAAUUAUUUUUCCACAUGGUGGACCUUUCGAUUUACAAUACUUUCAUACUUUACAAAAUUACGUCCAAAAAGAAUAUAACAUUUGCGAAAUUUCAUUUACGUCUCAUUCGAGAAAUUCUACUUAAAUAUUCAAAUACAAAUAUAUGUAACAAUAAGUCUGGAGGCCAAACUGCGUCCAAAGAUGAUAUGUUACGUUUGAUUUCAACACAUUUUCCAUCCAAAUAUAUCAAUCCCACAGGAAAGCGGCGGAACGGUCGGCGGAAAUGUGUGGUUUGCAGAAAACACAAAAAGCGUACCGAAACACAAUUUGAAUGUAAAGAAUGUGAAGUUGGUUUAUGUAUUGAACCCUGCUUUAAAUUGUACCACACAAAGGAACAUUAUUAA
Molecule: messenger RNA, 1725 nt
Organism: Neodiprion fabricii
Lineage: Eukaryota; Metazoa; Arthropoda; Insecta; Hymenoptera; Diprionidae
Product: piggyBac transposable element-derived protein 4-like
Exons: 1
Coding region: 1-1725 (574 amino acids)
Source: RefSeq, a predicted model, not a curated record